AUGAGAGCCUACACACGACCCUUGCCAUCAGGAUACUUGUUGGUCUACGCGGCGUCCAGCUUGGAAGAGCAAACAACGCCCGCCUUCGUGCAGGUCUAUGACAUGAGCGCCAGCGUGUCCAACAUCCAGUUCCAAGGGCAGGAUUUGGACCUCGACCACCUCGGUGGCACGCUCAAAUGGCAGAGCCCAGAGCUGACGGAGCGUGUGGAUGUGUAUGUGCUCUACUUGGCCGAGAACGCUUUCGGCGCUCGGCGCUCGCAGCUGGGCCCCGAACUUCCGAAGGAGGCGACAUCGCAGCAGGUGCCUCCGGAUACUCUACGCCUCGCCUUCAACCACUUCACCAUCUUCACAAAGUCGACGCUGGUGGCCCCUCCGGUGCAGGGUGAGCUCAUGCCCUUGGGGUUUGCUUUGGCCGCCAACAUGAGCUUCACGGACGAGGAUCUGGAUGAGACUGAGAUUGGUGGAAAUUUGACAUGGUAUCCGCCGGAAGAUACCAGCGAGGUCCAAGAAGCUUGGUUAUUUCGAAUUGAACAGCGGUAUCUGCCUAUGCGCUGUACACUUACACGCUCAAGGCUUUCUGCACUGGUUCUGCAGUUAUUGUCCCUGACUAUGGAAACCAUGGGCUCUGGUAAAGACACCCCUGAAUGCAAGGCCCGCGCUUGUUUGGACCGGCUGGACACUGAUCGAACCAGCGGAAAAAAGGACGAGUAA
Messenger RNA from Symbiodinium natans, 711 nucleotides. The record is from the annotation of a GenBank genome assembly. Lineage: Eukaryota; Dinophyceae; Suessiales; Symbiodiniaceae.